This is a messenger RNA of Ficedula albicollis (Collared flycatcher), 2822 nucleotides long. It is a transcript of the gene ALMS1, whose product is annotated as ALMS1, centrosome and basal body associated protein. Lineage: Eukaryota; Metazoa; Chordata; Aves; Passeriformes; Muscicapidae. The coding region runs from base 1 to 2772 and encodes 923 amino acids. The record is from RefSeq and is a predicted model, not a curated record. The transcript is spliced from 21 exons. Gene Ontology annotation, cellular component: centriole; cytosol; centrosome. Gene Ontology annotation, biological process: regulation of centriole replication.
AUGGAUGUGUCCGUGGAUGUGUCCGUGGAUGUUUCCAUGGAUGUGUCCAUGGAUGUGUCUGUAGAUGUGUCCAUGGAUGUGUCCGUGGAUGUUUUUAUGGAUGUGUCCAUGGAUGUGUCUGUGGAUGUGUCCAUGGAUGUGUCUGUGGAUGUUUUCAUGGAUGUGUCCAUGGAUGUGUCCGUGGAUGUGUCCAUGGGUGUUUUUAUGGAUGUGUCCGUGGAUGUGUCCGUGGUGUACCUGCGGAACCUGGGCAUCGAGCAGUCCCCCGGCUCCAUCCUGGCUCCCUUUGUGCCCCAGGCCCCCCUGCAGGAGCUGGAGUUCUCCCCCUGGCAGCUGAGGAGGCUGCAGCAUCCCCUGGGCACGCUGGCACAGGGUGCACUGCUGCCAGCCUUUGAGCUGUCACAAGCCAGCUGUGACUCGGCCCUGUCCCCUCUGAGCGUGUCCCUUGCCCUGGGCUCCGAGGCUGCCUGGGGUCUGCUGAGCCCCCAGGACCUGAGUCCCCAGGCCUCCUGCAGGGACCCUGGUUCACCCCCCCCAGCGCUGCUGAGGAGGGAGGGGGAUCCCAGGGGUCCCAGUGGCAGUGGCAGCGGCAGCAGCAGCAGCAGCAGGCAGUCCCUGGCUGCCCGUGUCAGGGAGCUCCUGGGCGCUGGCCCCCCUGGCAUCGACACCAGCCAGAUGCUGAGGAGUGCAGAGGAGCAGGAGAGGAGGAUCCGAGCCUGGGUGAAGCUGAAGCUGUCCCAGGAGUCUGGGCCAGGCUGGGGUGAGGAGAGGCAGCCCAGGAUGGAGGGAGCAGAGGCAGAGCUGCUCCCCAGGGCCAGGAAACCUGCACGAGCCACGGACCCGUGGCUCUGUGGUCUGGAAGCAGCUCCUGAGUACCUGAGAAAGCAGGAGCAGCAGCUGGAGCAGCAGCUGGAGCCCUUCCAGGCUCCCAGGGACAGGCACAGGCAGCUCUCCAGGGGGGAGCUGGGCAAGCCGAGCUCCCCCACCACCCUCUGCUCCCCCCUGGUGCCCCCAGCACACAAGUACCCCGAGUUUGGGGGUGCAGCUGUGGCUCAGGGGGACAGUGCCACACCUGGGGGGCGCAGGGCCAGCCAGGAAAUGAGUGCAGGUCCCAGCCCAGUGUUCUCCUCCAGGCAGCAGCUGCAGGGCAGGGCCAGGGCUCAGCUCCGGGCUCAGGGGGCACAGGGGACCCCCAGCUCUGCCCCUGCUGCAAAACCUGCCGGCAGGGUUUGUGAUGCUGCCGCUCAGAUCACCGUGGAGAGCCCCAGCAGGAGCAGCCUCUCGGCAGAAAUCUGUGUGCACCCCCAGGAGAAGGAAAGCGCUGCCCUGCGGUCUCUGCCCAGCACCCCCGAGCCCCCCGUGCCAGCUCCAGCCCACACGGAGAUCCCUCCCUUCCCCAGGCAGCCUGCCCAGCCCUUGCUGCUGCCCUACAAGCCCUGGGGCAGCACUGGGAUGUAUUAUGUGCCUCAGCAGCAAUCAGCAGCCAGCCUGUGCCCAGGGGAGCCCGAGGCCAGGGGAGACAGCUCCCACUCAGGCUCAGAGGAGGCUCCUGCAGGGCUCCUGGCCCCAGUGCUGCCUCUGAGGGACAAUCCCAACCCCAUUCCAGCUGCCCAGCAGAGAGGGACAGCCCAUGGCCACAGGGCCAGGCCUGAGCUGGCCUGGCCUGAGGAGCAGAGGACGCCACUGGAACGGUUUUCAGAGCUCGCAGAUGGUGGCAGGAGCGUGAAGCCCCCUGGAGCUGUCCAGCAGCUGGAAGAGGGACUUCUGUCCUCUUGGCUGUUUUUGCAGGGCUCCAUCCCCUUUUCCUGGGACUCCCCUGGUGCCAGCAGCAGUUCCCGGGGGCCCAGCUCUGCCCUGGGCAAGAAGCGACGGGCACGGAUGCUGAAUAAAGGGAUCCAGGCAGGAGCCCUGGAGAUCGUCAGCAGUGCCACCAGGAGGAACACGAGGGACGUUGGGGUGACCUUCCCCACGCCCAGGAGCAGCCAGCAGCUGCAGGAGCCCCCAGGGCCGAGCCAGGAGGGGCCAGCAGGAGGCUGGCAGCAGCCCUGGGCACAGCAGGGCACGGACAGACAGAGCACGAGGAGGAGCAGGCUGCACUGGCAGCAAGGGACGCCGUGGCUGGUCCCAGCAGAGGACGUGCAGUGUGACUGGAGGAAGGAGAACCAGGGCAGUGCCCCUGCUGGCCCCGGGCCAGCCUGGUUCGAGCCCUGGGGCAGCGCACAGCCCCGGAGGGAGCCCCUGCGGGAGAGGAACUGGGAGCGCCAGCCCAGCAGCGCCCGGGGGGCUGCCAGGGGGCUGGGGCAGCCCCAGGCCAAGCUGUCACUGCAGGAGGCGCUGGCCCUGCGCCGCCCCGAUUUCAUCUCGCGCUCGGGGCAGCGCCUGCGGCACCUGCGGCUGCUCAGGGAGGAGAGGAGGCUGCAUAGGGAGCAGCUGGCGCAGCUGGCGCAGCUGCUGCCAUCCCAGGGGGAACAGCUGGAACAGCUGCGGCCGUCCCAGCGGCUGCUGCAGCCUGCAGGGAAGAGGAAGGAGGGCAGGACUGCCGCUCACCUGGUGUCUGACCGAGGUUUCCUGAUGAAAGAAAGAAGAAGAGCAAUUCCCAAGAAGGAAAUGCUUCAAAGGUCUAAAAGGAUCUACGAGCAGCUGCCCGAGGUGAGGAGGAGGAGGGAGGAGGAGCAGAGGAGGCUGGAGUACAGCUCCUACCGCCUGCGGGCUCAGCUCUACAAAACCAAAAUCACCAACCGUGUCCUGGGCAAGAAGGUGUCCUGGAGCUGAGGGAGGAUCUGCAGGCAGCUGGCUCAGGCAGUAAAUGAUUCUGCAGCCCC